AUGUUGCAGCUCAUUUGUGUUGUGUUCGCGCUGUUGCUGAGUACAAUCGUCCUGGGUUAUGUCGUGUUCCUCCAGCCGCCAGCGGAACCCAGAAAUAUCCCUGCAGUGCCCUUCUGGAUUUCGCUCCUCGCAUUGUGGAAAGACGUAGACCAAGAAGUAAUCUUCAAACAGCACAUUCGAGAAUCUCUUUUGAAACACGGCGCAGUCAAGAUUUUCUUCGCAUCACAAUGGAAUGUGCUGGUUCAACGGCCGGCGCUAGUCGCACAAAUAUUCAAAGAGGAAGAUGAUUUCCAGAAAAGCGGAAAUCAUAAGAAGAUCCCAGGAAGCGUCCUUGCAAGCUACCUCGGCGAGAAUAUCAUAUCCAGUCAUGGGAAUAUCUGGAAGCGAUUUCGCGUGAUCAUGCAGCCCGGGCUGCAAGAACGCUGGACAAUCGACACGAUGUUUGUAAACGCGAAUGUGCUUGGUCGGAAUCUCGAGGCCGCGCAAGCAGCACAGAAAUCCGUUUCGAUCAGGGAACACAUGCAACGCUAUACUAUCGCCAAUCUCUCUGAGAUCAUACUAGGGGUUGACUUCGGUACUAUGCACAGUGACAGCACCGAAAUCAGCAACAUCCAAAGUUCAAUUAAGCGCCAAAUAUUUAAGCCCAUAUUUAUGAGCUUCCCGUUCCUGGACACAUUGGGUAUACCACAACGAGAAGAAGCGCGACGCGCUGCGAAGACCUUCACGGACUUUAUCGUCAAAAGUGUGAAGGAAGUAUGUUACGGUCGGCCUUCGAUGCCCUCGAAAGACUCAAGUCGAGGACUCGACAUGAACCUUGAAAAUGGUAGCCUGAGCCGAAGUCUGCUGUAUGCAUUCGAGAGCGGCAAGAUAAGCGAGCUCCAGUUUCGAAACAAUUUGACCAUCACAUUCGUGGCAGGACAGGAGAAUCCGGAGUUGGCGUUGGUGUCUACAUUGUAUCUUCUUGCCAAAUCACCACAACAACAAGAAAUUCUGAAAGAAGAAUUUGCGGCGGUCGACACUCUCUCGCCAAGCGCAGAUGCCCUGCAAUCUCUACCUCACCUUUCAGCUACUGUCUUGGAGAGCCUUCGGCUGCUACCUCCCAUCGGCCAGCUGAUCAAUAGGCGUGCUGCGAAGGAUCUCUUCUUAGGCGAUGACCAGGAGAUCUUUAUUCCUGAGGGAACCUACCUAGGCUACAACUGCUACGCAACUAAUAGGGAUCCCACCUCUUGGGGAUCAGAUGCGGAUGACUUCCGACCGGAGCGCUGGGGUAUGUCAACGGAAGCUAUUCAGAAGGAGUAUCGACGCCGCAAAGCUCGAGCAGAGUUCAUCUCGUUUCAUGGAGGCAGGAGGGCCUGCCUAGGUGAAAAGUUCGCUCUACUACAGAUCAAGGUGACGCUUUUCAUAUUGAUCAGAAAGUUUAGAUGGCAAUUGGAUCCGCAAUGGCCAGAUCGCAUGACGCCCGCCGGCCCUUUGAGUCCUCGAGGGUUGCGCUUGAUUUUUCAUCCUCGAGACGGCUAA
This is a messenger RNA of Dissoconium aciculare CBS 342.82, 1518 nucleotides long. Its product is annotated as cytochrome P450 CYP56C1. The transcript has 3 exons. Gene Ontology annotation, molecular function: monooxygenase activity; oxidoreductase activity, acting on paired donors, with incorporation or reduction of molecular oxygen; heme binding. Lineage: Eukaryota; Fungi; Ascomycota; Dothideomycetes; Mycosphaerellales; Dissoconiaceae. Bases 1 to 1518 code for a protein of 505 amino acids. The record is from RefSeq and is a predicted model, not a curated record.